Eremomyces bilateralis CBS 781.70 is the source of this 2193-nucleotide messenger RNA. Its product is annotated as eukaryotic peptide chain release factor GTP-binding subunit. Gene Ontology annotation, molecular function: translation release factor activity; GTPase activity; GTP binding. The record is from RefSeq and is a predicted model, not a curated record. The transcript is spliced from 3 exons. Gene Ontology annotation, biological process: translational termination; nuclear-transcribed mRNA catabolic process, deadenylation-dependent decay; translation. Gene Ontology annotation, cellular component: translation release factor complex. Lineage: Eukaryota; Fungi; Ascomycota; Dothideomycetes; Eremomycetales; Eremomycetaceae. The coding region runs from base 1 to 2193 and encodes 730 amino acids.
AUGGCGGACCUUAAUUCUUGGGAAGACGAUAAAGACGCCCAGGAUGAUGCCAACCUUGCUCAGAGGACAGCGCAACAGCUCCAGAUGAACGCUGGUCCUGGAGGGGCAUAUACGCCGAAUGUUGGUGCAAAUUCCUUUCAGCCAGGCGCCUCGUCUUUCCAGCCCCAAAAUUAUGGCCAAUAUGGUGGAUACGCUGGUGGGCAAUAUCAGCAAUCCUACGAUCAAACCGGAUAUAGUGGGCAACAGCAACAAUAUGGACAAUACCAACAGUACAAUCAACAAGGCUAUGGCGGCUAUGGUGGGCAACCCCAAGCUGGGGUUUACGGCAACUACCAGGCGCCACCACCGCAGCAGGUCUCACAGCAAAGACAGACUCCGGUCAUUGCAAAGAGACCAGCUGGCGAAUCCGAUCCCUCUGCCGCACCGAAAUCACAAGAGAAACCUGCCUCGGGUGCACCCCCUAAGGCCAAGGUGUUGUCUGUGACUGGAGACACUUCCGCCCCUCCUAAAGCUAAGGUUCUCUCUAUUACCGGUGAUACCAAGACUCCAAAGGUUGAAAAGGCUGGACAAACGAAAGUUUUGACUUUGGGAACCACUGUCCCGCCAGCGUCUCAGUCAUCGGCGAAGGAGAAUGUCGACAAAUCCGAACCUGCAGCCGGAUCCAAAGUCACGGCGGCGAAGGCUCUGGAGAAGGCCGGCGAGGGUUCCUCCUCAUCGCCAACUGCUGGCUCCGGGAAGUCUUCUCCCACGGGACGAAGCAGCCCAGGACGCAGCAGUCCUCAACGAGCAGAGGCCCGUCAAGCGGCUCGGGUAGCCGAUGCAGUCCAGAAAGAGCAGGAGGACUUGAUCGACGAAAAUACCCUCAAAGAAAUCUACGGAAAGGAGCACGUCAACGUGAUUUUCCUGGGUCAUGUCGAUGCGGGGAAGAGCACUUUGGGCGGAAGCAUCCUUGUCGCGACGGGAAUGGUUGAUGAGCGAACCCUGGACAAGUACCGAAGAGAGGCGAAAGAAGCAGGCCGAGAAACCUGGUACCUUUCGUGGGCCUUGGAUCUGACCAAAGAGGAGCGCUUGAAGGGCAAAACGGUCGAGGUUGGGCGAGGGUUCUUCGAAACCGACAGGCGGCGCUAUAGUAUCCUCGAUGCUCCUGGCCACAAAACCUUUGUUCCCAACAUGAUCGGAGGUGCUAGUCAGGCUGAUGUAGGCGUACUGGUCAUUUCGGCACGAAAGGGCGAAUACGAGACCGGCUUUGAAAAGGGUGGGCAAACAAGAGAGCAUGCCAUGCUUGCGAAAACGCAGGGUGUCAACAAGCUCAUCGUGGUUGUGAACAAGAUGGACGAUAUUACCGUGGAGUGGAGUGAGGAAAGAUAUAAAAACAUCCAAUCGAAGCUCACGCCUUUCUUGAAAGGCGUCGGAUACAAUCCAAAAGACGCAGAUCUUAUCUUCAUGCCGGUCUCCGCACAAACAGGGUUGGGAGUGAAGCAACGCGUUACCAAUGACAAAUGCUCAUGGUACGAUGGGCCUUCAUUGCUUGAAACGCUGGACAACAUGAAAACCCUGGAACGCAAGCUCAACGCCCCAUUCAUGAUGCCCAUCGCCGCCAAGUAUAAGGACAUGGGCACCAUGAUUGAAGGCAAGAUUGAGUCGGGAGUCAUCAACAAAUCCGGGAAUUACCUGAUGAUGCCGAAUCGAGAGAGUAUCUCGAUUUCCGCACUCUACGGUGAGACCGAAGAGGAGAUUCCGCGAUCCGCCUGCGGUGACCAGGUCCGGCUCCGGAUUCGCGGCGCUGAAGAGGAAGACAUCCUGCCCGGAUUUGUCCUGUGCUCUCCGAAGCGACCGGUCCAUUGCGUCAACGCGUUCGAGGCGCAGAUCGUCCUGCUGGAUCUGAAGUCGAUCUUGUCCGCCGGGUACAACUGCGUCAUGCACGUGCACGCGGCGACGGAAGAGGUCACGUUCACCGCCCUCCUGCACAAAUUGGAGAAAGGCACGGGACGCAAGAGCCGAAAGGCGCCCGGGUUCGCCACGAAGGGAAUGAGCAUCAUCGCCCGAUUGCAGAUCACCGGCGCAUCGGGCAAUGUGUGCGUGGAGCGAUUCGAGGAUUAUCCUCAGCUUGGACGGUUCACAUUGAGGGAUCAGGGACAAACCAUCGCCAUCGGGAAGAUCACCAAGCUUAUUACUGAUGAGACCCCUGCGUAA